Arachis stenosperma is the source of this 753-nucleotide messenger RNA. Its product is annotated as protein FAR1-RELATED SEQUENCE 7-like. Gene Ontology annotation, biological process: regulation of DNA-templated transcription. The coding region runs from base 1 to 753 and encodes 250 amino acids. NCBI's taxonomy places the organism in Eukaryota, Viridiplantae, Streptophyta, Magnoliopsida, Fabales, Fabaceae. The record is from RefSeq and is a predicted model, not a curated record. The transcript has 2 exons.
AUGGUGGAUGUAACUGUAGAUGAAGUAGAGGCAGAUAUAAUUAAUAUUGAUGGUUUUGAAAAGUUGAUAACUGAUUUGACCAUCGAAAAUAUAUGGGGACUGGUGUUUGAUACAGAAUCUCAAGUUUGUGAAUUUUAUGCCAAAUAUGUCCAGUGCUAUGGAUUUGUGUCACAAAAAGACUUAAAGAUGGUGGAUGCUAAUGGCAACAUUAAUACAAGACAAUUGCUUUGCAAUAAAUCAGGAGAAAGACAUUGGAAGCACCUUAAAAAGGACAAUCGGCAAAGGGAGCGUAGGGCAAUUACUCGUGUCAACUGUAGGGCGAGGAUUCGUUUCAUUAGUCACUAUAGAGCGGGUGGAUACAAUAAAGUGGGUUUUACCAGCAAAGACUUGCAUAACCACAUUAGUAAGACUAGGCGUGGCAAAGUGAAAGACGGUGAUGCAUUUGCUGCAUUGGCCUAUCUGUUGUCUAAGGCAGACAGUGACCCAUUAUUUUUAGGAAAGUUCACCUUAAAGGAUGGUAGGUUGGAUAGUUUGGUGUGGGCUGAUGGAGAAAGCAUUGUUGAUUACGAAUAUUUUGGCGAUGUACUCGCUUUUGACACCACUUACAAGAAAAAUGUUUACAACAAGUCCUUAGUCAUAUUUUCAAGGACCAUCCACCAUGGCCAAACAACUAUCUUUGGAUGCGCUCUGCUCUCAGAUGAAAGUUCCGAAACUUUCAAAUGGGCACUGAAGAAAUUUUUGAAAAUCAUGUAA